GAGCCGGCCGCGAGAAGAGAAACCCGGGUGGGGAGAGACCAUGCAGCCCUCCGAGGCGGAAGGGAAAGAGGUUCUUCGGGGUUGUCAGGAGUAACAGCAAAGCAUGGGAAACCCAGAGAUUACAACUGAAGCUUAUGUGGCUGUCAUUCGCCCCAAAAAUACUGCAAGUCUGAAUUCUCGUGAAUAUCGGGCUAAAUCAUAUGAGAUCUUGUUGCUUGAAGUUCCUAUCGAAGGACAUAAGAAAAAAAGGAGAAAAAUGUUGUUGGAAACUAAACUUCAGGGAGGUAGUGAUGUAACACAAAGCAUCUUGGAUUAUAUACUAGAAACCACCAAACCGAUUUCACCAGGAAAUCAAGGUAUCAAAGGAAAAAGAGUUAUGUUAAUGAAGAAGUUUCCUCUUGAUGGAGACAAGACAGGCAAAGAUGCAUCACUUUUUGUUGUUCCAACUGUUGUAAAAGAUAACACAAAAUACACAUACAGUCCUGGAUGCCCAAUUUUCUACUGCUUACAAGAUAUUAUGAGAGUCUGCAGUGAAUCAAGCACUCACUUUGCUACACUUACAGCUAGAAUGCUAAUUUACUUGGAUAAAUGGCUAGAGGAACGGCACUCACAAUCACAUUCUAUUCCAGCUUUAUUCAGACCGUCUCCCCUAGAGCGAAUUAAAACAAAUGUCACAAACCCUGCAUAUGCUGGUGAACCUGGGCAAACAGAGAGUUCACUUCACAUGGGAUAUACUGCAUUAGAAAUCAAGAGUAAAAUGCUGGCACUUGAGAAAGCAGACAUGUGUAUCUACAACCCUUUGUUUGGGUCAGAUCUUCAGUAUACCAAUCGGGUUGAUAAAGUCGUUAUAAAUCCCUACUUUGGACUCGGGGCUCCAGACUAUUCAAAAAUACAGAUUCCCAAGCGUGAAAAGUGGCAACGCAGCAUGAGUAGUGUCAUGGAGGACAAGGAACGGCAGUGGGUUGAUGACUUUCCUCUUCACCGUAGUGCUUGUGAAGGAGACACUGAGUUGUUGAGCCAACUUCUAGAUGAAAAUCUUCCCGUUAACCAGUUGGACAAUGAUCAUUGGGCACCAAUCCAUUAUGCAUGCUGGUAUGGAAAAGUUGAAGCCACACGGAUGCUGUUAGAGAGAGGGAAAUGCAACCCCAACUUGCUGAAUGGACAGCUUAGCUCUCCUCUUCACUUUGCUGCUGGGGGAGGGCAUGCUGAUAUUGUUCAGAUACUCCUCAAUCAUCCAGAAGUUGACAGACAUAUUACAGAUCAACAAGGAAGAACACCAUUGAAUGUCUGUGAAGAGCACAAACAAAAUGAAUGGGAAAAAACAGCUAAUUUGCUGAAAGAGGCCAUAAAUAAACCAUAUGAAAAGGUACGAAUUUAUCGAAUGGAUGGAUCAUACCGUUCUGUUGAACUGAAACAUGGAAACAACACAACUGUGCAACAGAUAAUGGAAGGAAUGCAUCUUUCUCAAGAAACACAGCAAUACUUCACUAUUUGGAUCUGUUCUGAAAACCUUAGUCUCCAGUUGAAGCCAUAUCACAAACCUCUGCAGCAUGUCCGGGACUGGCCUGAAAUACUCACUGAACUGACAAACUUGGAUCCUCAAAGGGAAACUCCACAGCUUUUCUUGAGGAGGGAUGUGAGACUUCCUCUGGUGGUUGAAAAGAAGAUUGAGGAUCCACUGGCUAUUCUUAUCCUAUUUGAUGAGGCAAGGUACAAUUUGCUCAAAGGCUUCUACACCUCCCCUGAUGCCAAGCUGAUAACUCUUGCAAGUCUGCUGCUGCAGAUAGUCUAUGGAAAUUAUGAAAGUAAAAAACACAAACAAGGUUUCCUCAAUGAAGAAAACUUAAAAUCUAUAGUACCAGUCACAAAAUUAAAAAGUAAGGCACCACACUGGACAAACAGAAUACUUCAUGAGUACAAGAGUCUCAGUACUAGUGAGGGUGUGAGUAAAGAAAUGCAUCACCUGCAGCGCAUGUUUUUGCAGAACUGUUGGGAGAUCCCUACCUAUGGAGCUGCCUUUUUCACUGGACAAGUGUUCACAAAAGCAAGCUCAAGUAAUCAUAAAGUCAUCAGAGUGUAUGUAGGCGUAAAUGUCAGAGGACUGCAUCUUCUCAAUAUGGAAACCAAGGCUUUGCUUAUAAGUUUAAAAUAUGGUUGUUUUAUGUGGCAGUUGGGAGAUGCAGAUACCUGUUUUCAGAUUCAUAGCCUGGAAAACAAAAUGAGCUUUAUAGUGCAUACAAAGCAGGCAGGCCUCGUCGUGAAACUGCUGAUGAAAUUAAGCAGCCAGUUGAUUUCUGGUGAAAGAAAUGACUGAAUAUAAGAAUGGCUAUGUCAUCAAUAAUACCUGUAUUAUAAAUAAAUGCCUUAUGUGUAGAUGAGUUGUAAAGAGUGUAAUAUGUUAAGUUUAUUGAACUUCAGAAGUUGCAUUGUUUGUUAAACAUGUAAAUAGCAGUUACCUUGUUAAAUCCUUUUUUGAUGUUUUAUUUGAGAAUAUUAUUGUCAUGAGCCUGCCAGGGCUCAGCAAUAGGAAGGAUUCCUCGGAAGAGGAGCCAUGUGUAGCCAGCCCUGAGUUAACAGAAGCUGAUCAGCUGGAAAAUGAGCUUCAGGCUUGUCAGGAUUCACAGCCAACAGCUGGUGCAGAGCCACCGAGAGCUUCCAGCACUAGUUCAGCCGAUGAACCUCAAUCGGCCAUUCCCAGCCCUCCAGUAUCCCUUAUACCCUUAGAGCACCUCAGGUGGAGGCUGAGAACAGAGCUGCAGGCAAGACGGCAAAGUCUCCUGGCCCUGACGCCAGCUGCUUGCUGAUGAUGGAGAUGAGUAGUUGCACGGUUCCUCCACAGCAGCUGACUGCAAGCAUGGCCCUUAGGCAUGCAGCUAUAAAACCAACCAAGAGAGGCUAUUAGGCGUGGAUGCAACCUGUAGGAUAGCUGCUAAGCCACUUGGACUGAACAGCCCUGCUUUGCCUGACUUUUAAGACCCUGACUCUUGAUUGAACGACACUGGAUGACACUGCCUCACCCAACACUCAAAGAGAGCCAGCACAAUUAUUUUGUGUAAUAAGGGUUUGUGUAUGUGUGUACGCAAACGUACAAAACUGGAAUAAAAUCAAGUUAUUUAUAGA
This is a messenger RNA of Eublepharis macularius, 3120 nucleotides long. It is a transcript of the gene KRIT1, whose product is annotated as KRIT1 ankyrin repeat containing. Gene Ontology annotation, cellular component: cytoskeleton; plasma membrane. Bases 104 to 2314 code for a protein of 736 amino acids. The transcript is spliced from 17 exons. Gene Ontology annotation, biological process: cell redox homeostasis; regulation of establishment of cell polarity; negative regulation of angiogenesis. Gene Ontology annotation, molecular function: protein binding. Lineage: Eukaryota; Metazoa; Chordata; Lepidosauria; Squamata; Eublepharidae. The record is from RefSeq and is a predicted model, not a curated record.